AUGAAUAAAAGAAAUGGCUCUAUGUCAUCCUAAACUACUUAGCUGCACUAGUUAUCAAAUGUAUUUGAAAUAAUUGCAAAAUACAGUAUUUUAUGUUCAGAAGAUAAGUAUAUACAAAAAAAAAACAUUGCACAAUUAAGUAAAUAUGAAAAACCUCGUUAAAGAAGAUCACAGUCCUUACUAUAAUAAGUAUUGGAAAAAAAAAGCGAACUAUAAUCAAAUUUAUAAAAAAGAAAAUGCUUUAUGCAAAAAAGAAAAUAUAUCGUCUGA
Molecule: messenger RNA, 270 nt
Organism: Paramecium tetraurelia
Lineage: Eukaryota; Ciliophora; Oligohymenophorea; Peniculida; Parameciidae
Exons: 2
Source: RefSeq, a predicted model, not a curated record